AAGUACUAAAAAUGCCAUUCGACUGUAAAGUAUGACAGCCGAUUGACCUUGUUGCUAUUUCUCGAUCGAAAAGGUAUGAGAAGAUGUACAACCAAGAGCAGCGAGGAUUUACCGGCCCUGUCGAGAUAUUGGAAAGAUAUAAAGUGCUGUGGGUGGAGUGGAAGGAAGUUGUUGCAUAUCGUCUGGCCAGUGGAUGGGUUAAAAAAGGAAGAAUGGGACAAGUUGGAACAGGAGGAUAUAUCACUGGUGCUGGGUUGAUGCUGAAGUAUAGGAAUCAUCGAAUAUAGACCAGAGAUUAUCCAAUCAGAUAUAGCAAGAC
This is a messenger RNA of Aspergillus wentii DTO 134E9, 319 nucleotides long. RefSeq lists its product as uncharacterized. Lineage: Eukaryota; Fungi; Ascomycota; Eurotiomycetes; Eurotiales; Aspergillaceae. Bases 84 to 287 code for a protein of 67 amino acids. The record is from RefSeq and is a predicted model, not a curated record. The transcript has a single exon.